This is a messenger RNA of Chelmon rostratus (copperband butterflyfish), 2272 nucleotides long. RefSeq lists its product as uncharacterized. Lineage: Eukaryota; Metazoa; Chordata; Actinopteri; Chaetodontiformes; Chaetodontidae. The record is from RefSeq and is a predicted model, not a curated record. The coding region runs from base 76 to 1068 and encodes 330 amino acids. The transcript has 8 exons. Gene Ontology annotation, molecular function: protein binding.
CGUGAGCAGCGGGAAGCUAGCCUGUCGACACGCGUUUUUUAAAGUUUGGGGAUUAAUCGAAGUUUUUGUCCUCGAAUGGAGAUAUUUGGCAGCACGUUUGACGACUCGGUGUUUUUGGAGGCGAGGGACCGAGUCUCCGUGACUCUGUCCUCUUACAACGCCAAACUGUGUGAGCCAGAGUGGUUUUGUGAGAGUGCUGCUCUCGACACGGAUGAUUCAUUGGAGAAGCAGAAAGUCUACAAGUUUAGAGGAGACUUGGCUGUGAGGCAGGGCAACUAUCAGAAAGCCUUGGAUGCAUACAGCAGCUGCCUGGAGUGGAUCGCUGACAACAACAUGACCAUCAGAAGAGAUGUACUGGAGGGAAUGGCCCGAUGCUGCACCAAACUGGGACAGAGAGACAGGGCGCUGCACUUUGCUGACUUACUGAGCAAAGAAGCCUCCAACACCUGUCACCUAACCAGCCUCCUGCUGCUCAAGGUCACAAUCUACCAGCAUUUUGGAGGCGUAGGAUCCAAGAUGUCGUGUCUGCAGCAGCUGUGUAGCCUGCUGCCCUUCAACCCCUGGCACUGGUACAACCUGGGACAGACGUGUCUGCAGCUGCUGGACAGCAACAGAACCACAGGACCGUGUUCCCCUCAGAGGUGUGAAUCAGCAGAGGAGCAGAAUGAUGGAGAGACUGCUGAAGAACAGGAGGAGGCAGCAGAGCUCGAUGAGGACAGAGUCUGGCUGAAAGCUUGCACCUGUUUCAUCAGGACAAGACUCCUGUUGAGAAUCCUUCGGCAGCAGCAGUCCUCCUUUGUGCUGCAGCGGAGUGAAAACACCCUGCAGACGACGGAUGACGCAUUACAGCAGCUAAAUCCCAAAGAAACAACCCUGCAGGCUCUCACUGAGGUGAUGUCAGAGGACCUGGUCCCUGAGAAGAUGAGGGAGGACUACCAGGAUGGGGAGAGUCUGGCCAGUGUGUGUGUGCAGACAUUCAGAGAGCGCUGGUGGAAUAAGAUCUUACAGACUGGAGUACUAGAGGCUGAUGGCAGUCAACAUGUGGCACAGAUGGACACAAAGUCCUGAUGUACCAGUGAUGCCUGCGUACAGAGGAGCUGGCAGACAGGAAUAGACUGAAGAACGUGCUGAAGAUGGUUCUGUCACUGUGUAGAUCCCAUCAAAGAGCGAAAGAAACAGGACCGAACUGAAAGCUAAAUCCAACUCCUAAAACAGAAGUUGACAUGAGGUCUGCUGGCUCUUAUUGAUAUCACGAGUCUCAAAAAUGCUAAAAUACAUCAGAAUAUUCAUGAAACUCAUUCAUGUUUCAUGUUCACCUCCUCACUUAAAGGUAUACUAUGUAGGAAUUAUCAGCUAAUGUUUAAAAACCCAACAUUCCCCAAAAACUUGGCCCCUCCUCCCUGGCCCCCAGCUCCUAAGGCAGUGACUCAGGAGCAGUGCACCUGACUGCCUGUGGGAAACUGAGUGAUGAGGUAUCUUGCAAAACAUUUGAUCAAAUAAUGUUAUAUUGUGUGCAAUGGUAUUGUUAUUGGUAUAUGAACCAACAGCUUUGCUAAUCUUCGGAUUACUGGCUCUAACUAGCCAGCAAGUUUAGCCAUCUUCAGUCUUGCUCGCUGUUAGGCAUAGUAGUCGACAGUAAUUACAUAUCAUGAUGAUACAAUAAUUACAAUGCAAAGUAGUCUGCAGAGUUAUAGACAGCAGCCAACAGCAACAGUACUUAAUUGCUUUUGUGUCUAGACAAGAGAUUUUAGCUGAACUUCCCAAGCUUCAGACACAAAUUACAGUGUCAGCCUGGUUUCUACGUCUUUCAAACAUUUCGACCUCUCCUGCGCUGUUAUUGGCUGAGGGCUGCACACCCACUGCCCAAAGGUUGACACCCAGAAACUUAGAUAGCACAGCUCUAUAAGAAAAUACAGGGCAGGGUCUCUGCAGAUAAAUACACCACCACACACUUCUAGUGGGUCAUAAGUGAUGAUUGAGAGGACCUACUUUUGUCUUAGUCUAUACAUUGUUUCUUAGGGAAACCCUACACAGUAUACCUUUAAUUCAAGCCCAGGGAGAACUCCACAGUGAAUGUAGUAUCAAACAUGCCAGACAUACACAGAGCCAUUAAUGAUUCAUCCACUGAAACUGUUCGAUAAUUUAUGACAGCGAUUCUGUUCUGCUUUGAGAUAGGACACUCUGUCUAAAAUGUAACGUAUGCCUUAACAUGUUCACAUCCUAAAAAUGAUUUUAAUAAAACAAUUACGUCAUGUAUUUUCUGAAAUAUUGU